Messenger RNA from Phasianus colchicus (ring-necked pheasant), 309 nucleotides. NCBI's taxonomy places the organism in Eukaryota, Metazoa, Chordata, Aves, Galliformes, Phasianidae. The record is from RefSeq and is a predicted model, not a curated record.
GCUGCUGGACGAGCAGGAUUCGUACAUCCAGAGCCGUGCGGAUGCCAUGCAGAACAUUGAGGCCACCAUCGUGGAGCUGGGCUCCAUCUUCCAGCAGCUGGCACACAUGGUGAAGGAGCAGGAGGACACCAUCCAGAGGAUCGAUGCCGGUGUGGACGAGGCUCAGCUGCAGGUGGAGGCGGCGCACACGGAGCUGCUGCGUUAUUUCCGCGGGCUGAGCUCACAGCGCUGGCUGCUGCUCAAAGCCUUCCUCCUCCUCCUCCUCUUCUUCAUCCUCUUCGUCGUCUUCCUUGCCUGACCCCCCCCCAA